Messenger RNA from Marmota monax (woodchuck), 1071 nucleotides. It is a transcript of the gene Dkkl1, whose product is annotated as dickkopf like acrosomal protein 1. Gene Ontology annotation, biological process: negative regulation of canonical Wnt signaling pathway. Lineage: Eukaryota; Metazoa; Chordata; Mammalia; Rodentia; Sciuridae. Gene Ontology annotation, molecular function: receptor antagonist activity; co-receptor binding. The coding region runs from base 326 to 1018 and encodes 230 amino acids. The record is from RefSeq and is a predicted model, not a curated record. The transcript has 6 exons.
CCGACUGCGGGAAGGGGAACUGUCGGUGACAGUUUGGGGAAGGAUUUUUGCUCCGGGAGAGACGGAGUCUUUCUGGAAGCUGGGAGGAACUCGGGAUUCGGAUGAUUGGGCCCUCGGAGAGGAGGGAGAUUGGGAAUUUGUGCUCCUGGCAUCCUUGUGACCUUACCAGAAUUAAGAGUCGUGAGCAAGACCCUCGGAAUUUAUUGGAGGACCACAGAGGCGCCCACUCCCCCAUCCCCAUGCACUAGUGGACGAUGGCAGCUGACCCAGGACCCCGAGAGAGCCUCGGAGGCUAAGGGAAGAGAGCCUCCUCUCCCAUCCCGCAAUGUGGCAUCCGCUGAUUCUGCUGCUGCUCCGGUCCGCCCUGGCACCCCUCUCCUCUGCGGCCCCAAUCCGCGAAACUGACUCCCAGGAGAUAUCCUCAGGUUUUCUAGGCCUCCAGAGCCUACUCCAAGGCUUCAGUCAACUUUUCCAGAAAGAUGACCUGCUACAGGGUCUGGACAGCUUCUUCUCUGCACCCAUGGACUUCCGGGGCCUUCCUAGGAACUUCCACCAAGAAGAGAACCAGGAACGUCACCUAGGGAAUAACACCCUCUCUGGUCACCUCCAGAUCGAUAAGGUAACUGACAAUAAGACAGGAGAGGUGCUCAUCUCCGAGAAGGUAGUGGCAUCCAUUAAACCCAAGGGGAGCCUGGAAGGUGACUGGAAGGUACCCAAGAUGGAAGAGAAGGAAGCCCUGGUUCCCCUCCAGAAAUUCAUGGACAGCUUUCACCCAGAACCGCAUCCCCGAGUAUCCUUCUGUAACAUGAAGCUGCCACGGAGGAGGUCCCACCAGGAUGCCCAGGAGGGUCACUGGCUCAGUGAGAAGCGGCAUCGCCUGCAGGCCAUCCGGGACGGGCUCCGAGAAGGAAGCCAUGAGGAAGUCCUGGAAGAUGGGACCCAGGGCUCCUCCUACUCUAAGCUGCCUGCCCGCAAAACCCACUUCCUGUACAUCCUCAGGCCCCCCCAGCAACUAUAAGAGUGGGGACCGGAAACCCACACCAAAUGGAAAUAAAAUUCUUCUUACGUCAA